AAUUGUGCAUUGUCAAAAAGUGGAUGUAUGUCUUUGUAGUUUUAUAAAAGAUUAGUGCUUUUGUAUUAGUUUAACGCAAAAUAUUGAUUUUGUAAUUAUCAGUUAUAUAUCUAAUUAUAUUCCUUUAGAUUACAAAAAUAAUUGGAAAAUUUCUUAAAACACGUUGCUGAUGAAGGUUAAAGCGUGUAUAUAGAGGUAUUGCAAAAAAUCAGCCUAGAUAUAAGGGAAAUGAAUAAAAAAAAGCACCAAAAUGAUCCCAAUGGAGACGAGUCUUCGGAAUCGUGGGAUGAAAACCAAAACAGCAUAGAAUGUGUUCACAUUAACAAAGCUGUGGACCUGCAACGAGUAAAAAAAUCGUUAACUAGAACUGGAUUUCAAACAGACUGUGAAGAAUGUAAAAAAUUACCUCCCGAUAAUGACAUUGGAGAUAUAGAGUAUGACCUUUCUUUAUGGUUGUGUUUAAAAUGUGGAAAUCAAGCCUGUGGGAGAGGACGAAACAAACAUGCUCUCAAGCAUUAUAAUACGCCUCAUUCGGAUUCCCAUGCAAUGUGUGUCAACACAACCAUUUGGAGUGCCUGGUGUUAUGAUUGUGAUGAUGAAGUGAAUAUAUCAUGCAAGAAAAAGUUGCAGGAAGCUAUGGAAUUUCUUAGGAAACAAGCAGAAUCCAAUAAGAUCAAACAAAUUAGCUCACCACAUACUGAUAAUCGAAUUUUAGAUAUAGCUACCACAAUUUUACCACUCUCUACCAGUACUGGAGCUAUGCCCAAACUUACAAAUUCUUUCAGUUCAACCCUUCCGAGGGCUAGAGGGCUUACAAAUUUAGGAAACACUUGCUUUUUCAAUUCAGUAAUGCAAUGCCUCGGACAGACACCUUAUUUGUUGGAAUUACUGGAUGAGACUUCAGAAGGAGGCCAAUAUUUUCAACUACCCGGAGGCAAAAUGACUCAAGAAAAUAAAGAAGUUAUCGAAUUACAACCACUAGAUGGUGUUUUGGAAAAGUGGAGACCACUCACAGCAACAUUAGCACAAACUUUGAGCGAACUUCAAAGUGGUAGGGCUGAGGUAUACAACCCUAGAAUGCUGCAUUCGAGACUUGUCAGUAAAAUGCCCCAGUUUGGAGGGGGAGAUCAGCAUGAUUCGCAUGAAUUGUUACGUCACCUUUUGGAAGCUGUACGGGAAGAGGACUUGAGACGAUAUAAAUCUGUAAUUUUGGAAAAGUUAGGCUUCAAUUGUAAGACAGAUCCCGCCACUGUCGAAGGGGAGCAAAAGAAAAUCAUCAAGUUCUAUGGACAACAGGCAUCCGAAAUGCUAUUACCAACUGAGCAAGUAUUUAGGGGUGUUCUGGUAAGCACUCUACAGUGCCAAAUAUGCGAGCACACUUCACAUCGUGACGAAUUCUUCCUGGAUUUAAGUUUACCAAUAUCCGAGAAACAACUUCCACCUCUGCUAAGGCGCAAGGCUGAAGAAAUAGAAGACAAUAAACCUUCCAAACAUCAAACCAAGAAAGAGAAAAGAGCAGAAAGAAAGAAAAAUAAAAAGCAAAAAGGUCACAGGAAUUUGGUUAACAAUUUCCAAAAUAAUCAACUGUCGUCUGCCGAUCCUAGCAUGGAUAAUAAGUCUGACAGUGAAUCUGAUGCCGAUGUUGAAGAUAACAUUGAGGAUUCUGCCUUGAAUAACGUUCAAGCAGAUGAUAUUCCAAAGGGUAUGGAGUCAGGUUACAAUUCCGAUAAGGUAGACAAUAGUAGCCCCGAUUCAAACAAUCGAAAUGGGUCUCCGGAAAUGAGAGUGGACGAUAGUGGAGUACCAAGCCCAAUUAUCGGCAUGCUCAGUAUUUCUCCAGGUACUCCGGAAAACAGUGCGUCCUCAAGCGAAACUAAUAUCGAUAUGAGCAGCCCUGUGUGCGGUAACAAUAGCCCUAAUGAGGACAUUACCGAAGAAUUUGAAAGACCCGAAUCAAGAUUAGCCUUCGUAACAAACAAAAAUAUCGAUCUCAAGGUAGAUCUGGAAAAACUUAGUUUACUCAAUGAUGGUGAUUCUCAUAAAGUGAAAGCUUUCAACCAUGACGAACUAGAUAAUUUGGAGGGUGCUUGCGGUCCCAUCGAACAAGAAGAUGAAAAGAUGGAGGAAGAUGACUACGAAGAUGACGCCAGUUUAUGGUCUGGAACGAUAUCCGCCAGAUACCAGUGCGAAGAAGGGGAGUGUUCAGUGCAAUCCUGCCUUAACCAAUUUACUGAGUGUGAGUUGAUGGUUGGUAACAAUAGAGUGAGUUGUGAGUUAUGUACAAAGCGACAUGGGGGUCCCGACAAGAAGACUGUCUACACUGACGCUUCCAAACAGCUCCUAAUCUAUAAUCCUCCGGCGGUACUUAUUUUACAUUUAAAACGAUUCCAAGUUUAUAGAUUUAGAUCCGCAAAAGUGUCGAAGUUUGUGAAAUUUUCAACAUUGCUGGACUUGGCUCCGUUCUGCUCAAAAAGAUCUCAGUACUUGCCUACAUUUGAAGCUGGUCAAACGAAGGUGCUCUACUCGCUGUACGGUGUGGUCGAACAUAGCGGUUCCAUACACGGGGGCCAUUACGUGGCUUAUAUUAAAGUACGCCCACCGUUAGAAGAAAAUAGUUACAGGUGGCAGUUUCUGCCGAAGAAUCAGAAGGAAAAAACGGCAAAUUCCCCAAAAGGUGCCCUAGGUGAACCAGACGUGCCGCCGGGUAAAUGGUACUAUAUAAGUGACUCUUUCGUUAAUGAGGUUUCAGAGUCUAAAGUUUUAGGAGCGCAAGCUUAUUUACUGUUUUACGAGAGAAUAUUGUAAUUUUUCCCUAGUGUUUUUAAAUAAAUGUUUUUAUUUAUAUUAAUUUUGAAUUAAACGUUUGAUGAAAGUUUGGAAUUCAGAAAAAUCCACAUAGAAUUAACAGGUUUAUUUAUGUAGGAUAUUAUUUGUAGACUGAUUUACUAUUUAUCAUGUCUGGGUUUUCAAUUAGUAUAAUAUAGAGCUUUUUUAAAUGUUUUUAUGAUACUAUGGAAGAAAUUAAGCAUCAAGUUAUGCAAUUUUUAAUUCAAAAAACCGUUUGAAAUGCUUGCGAAUAAAGUAAUUAAUAUUUCAAUUAAAAAAUAUUG
Messenger RNA from Anoplophora glabripennis (Asian longhorned beetle), 3110 nucleotides. RefSeq names its product ubiquitin carboxyl-terminal hydrolase 16 (gene Usp16-45). The record is from RefSeq and is a predicted model, not a curated record. Lineage: Eukaryota; Metazoa; Arthropoda; Insecta; Coleoptera; Cerambycidae. Gene Ontology annotation, cellular component: nucleus; cytosol. Bases 229 to 2805 code for a protein of 858 amino acids. Gene Ontology annotation, biological process: protein deubiquitination. Gene Ontology annotation, molecular function: cysteine-type endopeptidase activity; zinc ion binding; cysteine-type deubiquitinase activity. The transcript has 9 exons.